AUGUCGUCGUCGCCGGAGACGGAGGCCGGCAGCAGCAGCAGCAGCAAGAAGUUCAAGGGCGUGCGGAAGCGCAAGUGGGGCAAGUGGGUGUCGGAGAUCCGGCUGCCCAACAGCCGCGAGCGCAUCUGGCUGGGCUCCUACGACGCCCCUGACAAGGCCGCGCGCGCCUUCGACGCCGCCUUCGUCUGCCUCCGCGGCCGGGGCGCGGCCGGGGCGGACCUCAACUUCCCGGACUCGCCGCCGCCGUGCCGCGCGGGAGGGUGCAGCAGCGACCCGCGGAGGUGCAGGCGGCCGCGCUCUCCCACGCCAACCGCGCCGCCGUCACGGCCCAGCAGGCGGCCGCGGCGCUCAUCAUGGAUGACGCCGACGCCGCUGACGGCGGCUGCUCGGCGACGCCGUGGGACUACUACUACCCGUGGCGCACGACGUGGGCGGCGGCGUCCUUGGUGGCGCAGCUACCAGCGCGGCGGAGGUGGUGGCGCCCGUGCGCGCCGACGGGAGCAUCGACUGGCGGCCCGUCAUGGCGCACCCGCCGCCCCUCUUCUCCCCUACCGGCUGGGGCAGCAAUGCGUACGACUUCUGCAAGUGCCACCGCCGGCGGAGGCGGUGGCCGACGAGGACAUGGAUGACGGUAUCCAUGGCGCAACCGCUUCUCUCUGGAGCUUCGACUCGAGAGACUCCUACUUCAGAUACUAG
Molecule: messenger RNA, 696 nt
Organism: Miscanthus lutarioriparius
Lineage: Eukaryota; Viridiplantae; Streptophyta; Magnoliopsida; Poales; Poaceae
Source: the annotation of a GenBank genome assembly